Messenger RNA from Gilbertella persicaria, 3995 nucleotides. RefSeq lists its product as uncharacterized. Bases 88 to 3972 code for a protein of 1294 amino acids. Lineage: Eukaryota; Fungi; Mucoromycota; Mucoromycetes; Mucorales; Choanephoraceae. Gene Ontology annotation, cellular component: membrane. Gene Ontology annotation, biological process: calcium ion import across plasma membrane. The record is from RefSeq and is a predicted model, not a curated record. The transcript has 8 exons. Gene Ontology annotation, molecular function: monoatomic ion channel activity.
CGCUUAGCCUAAGCUUCUUUAUUGAUCUCAAAAGAACAGUUAUUACCUUCCUUCUUCUUUUUUUUCUCUCUCUCUCUAUCAAAGAGAAUGUCGUCUAUUGAAAUGACAGAUACUAAAUGUAAAAGACCCAUCCAUAACUAUAAUGAUAAUAUACCUGCUUUAUUGCUUGAUUUGUCCUCUAACAAAAAGUACUUGGUCUAUGUUACUGAAAAUAUGCCAGAUGAUGAAGAGGAAGUCUCUGAACUAGAAGUCCCGAGAGAAGGCUUAUUUGAUUCGGUCUAUGGAGACAGAGUAUCGUAUUCUUUGACUAUUCGUAACUUGAAAGAUGUCGAUCUGGCUGCAGUAUCUCUGCAUUUGACUGAGAGAAUCUAUAUAUGGCUUCCUGAAGACAAUAACCUUUCUAUGGUAUACUUUCUUUCUGUAUCAAACGAUGGCAGGUUCAUCUCACUCUCUUGUCUUGCCAAUGAUCCUACAAAGGUUGCUUGUAUCAUUUUUGAAGUGAACACGGCAAUCAACCAAAGAAAGAAGCUCGGUUUGCAGGGUCGCGGUAUUUUUCUAGACAAUGGCCAGUUUGUCUUGGUCAAUCUGGAGUAUCUGUACGUCUUUGAUCAAGAUUUUGAGCUUGUGAAACGCUUUCCCAUUACUUGUUUGAUAGGAAAAACAUUAGGCAAAUUUGCAUCCAACAACCUGCCUUCGUUUGCUGCGACCUACGAAAAAAACCAAUUCUCCAAGAAGUGUUUCUCUAUAGAUGCUCAAACAUUGCUUUGUAUCUCUGGAUGUAUCAAGCAAGGUGUCUUAAUGUUUCUGAAUCCAUGUUCUUUUCAUGGCUACAUUGCUUAUGCUAUAGGUCAAGACCUGUCUGUGAUUAGCAAAAGUCCAAUGCAAAUCCUGGGAUUUUCAGAAAACCUUGACUUUUCUGUAUGCCAUGUUGGGAACGAACUGCACCUGAUCAACAACAUCAAGGGUUGUGUCACUCAAAAACUGCCAUUUCCUAUAGGCCCUGAAGAAUUCCUGAUCACUCAAUUGGAAUUCUCUUUGAAUGGAAAACACUUGAAUCUGGCUGGCAUCAGUACUUACAAAGACAAACGAUCUUCUUGUUUCAGAGUCUGGGACAUUAUGCACCAAAGACUCAUUUAUUCUAUGGACAAACCACUGAAUCCCAACAUGUCUUAUGAAGUACCUAUUGAUCACCAUAUUCCUCCUUUCCUGGUGACCAAGCUUCAUCCUGAACAAACAUGUGCUGUUGCAGAACAGACCAUUGUCGCUUUUCAUACAACGGUGUCGUAUAUAGAGAGCCUCAAGUUUUCUUGGUUUACUGCAGAAAUGAAGACAAAAGUGCCCAUGGUCUAUAUGCCGCAAGAAAGCUAUUUUGCCAAAAAGAAGAGAAGUAGCAACAAUCUUCACAACAUCAUCCAAGAAGCAUUCAACAGAGAGACAGAGAGGUUGAACCAUACUUGCAGAAGGUCGUUUCCUAACAUGGUGCCAUUUGCGCUUCAGAUGGUCUGGUUUGAUCAUCUCUACUACUUUAUGGAGGUGAAUGGUAAUCGUUAUUGCUUGAUCUUGAGAGAAGAUUCGAUUGAAUUCUGGGCCCAAAAGGAUGCUAGCCAAGCCUGUGGAGAAGGCCAUAAUUUUAGACAAGAGAUAUAUCAUGGCUAUGAACUUGUGUAUACGCGGUGCUUUGGGUACGGCUGCGCUGAGACAGGUUUCUUAUAUAAACAAGAAUGGUCUAUCAAAGACUAUACAUGUAGUGUACGCUCCAAGAGUCUGCAUUCCUUAAAAGAGACACAAAACGUGAUUCAGCUCAUACAAGAAAGAAUUGAUGGAAGACUGAUUGUGCGCUUAAAGCUCGAGCAAAAGGGUACAGAUGCUAUUCGUGUAGAAGAUAUCUAUCUUCCUUUUACCGAAACAUCGUUGCAAGAUGAUCAACUUGAUAGUCCUCAUCGACACAGUCAUCAGUUAGAAGGUACUUGUCAAGCUUUGCUCUCUUAUGCUCAAAAUGAAAGUACUGGCAAGGUCUUUUUCGGUUCUUUGAGAAGAAUCUUACAAGAAAAAACCAACGCCCUUUUACAUGCAUCUCUGGAAAACAUGAAGAAGAACCAAUCUCAUUAUUUCGCGACGAUGUCAGGAAACAACAUUUUGUCAUUGCUGGCCUCUUUUGAAACAGGAAGGAGAGUUUUGUUCAAGAUUGUCCAGAUAAAAGAGCUUCCGAUUUGUAUUUACAGUCAUCCAAAAUACACAUCAUCUGAAUCAAGUGGUGAAUCUGAUGAACGAGAAAAUGCGCUGACUAUCUUGAUUGAGAAUAUGAGCUAUGGUCUUUAUAAACUUCUACUGAACAAGAUCAUACAAGACGCUUACAAGUUGGGUUCCUAUACUCUUUCGCUGCCAGUCAUGGAGGCCCUUUACCUUUUACAAAAGUCAGGGUAUAAAGAACUCUUGUCAAAGACGAUUCGAGACUUGGAUUUUAUUCCAGUUGCCGAUUUCAAUCUUGCUGGUUGCAUUAAACCUGGUUUCAAAUCAAAAUUUGAUCUGACGACUGAACAAGAACUGAUUGUCGAUAAGAACACAUACCGAAAUAGCUGGACAACUAUUGAACAAGUCAAGCCUGAGGAUCUUGAAUACGAAUGGCUUUUCAAAAUACUUUUCUUUUGGAAAACAAAAUAUGUGUCAAGAUGGCGAACUCAAGAAGAACGGAAGCACGCUUUAACUGAAGAUGCCAUGUUGAAAGGAAGCUAUAUCAAACCGUGCAUUAUACCUCUUCUUUAUCUCAACACCUACCUGACUCUACGCUCAGAAAUGGGUUUUAGCAGUCGUCAUUCCGUUUUACCCAAAAACUCAAGCAGCUUUAUCAAAAUGGCGACUGACCAAAGCAGACACAACAUUUUUGAUGAAGGAAACUUGAUGAUUGCAGUUCUAUUGCUCUACAAGUGGAAUGAGUUUAUCUUUAUACGGUUCCUUCUUGCCUACUUGGUUCACUUGGUAUUCUAUCUGACUUAUUUCCUUGUGGUUCCUUUUUCUAUUGGCAGGUUUGGCUUUGUACCAGGUGAAUCGUCUAUCUGGGAAAACGGUCAACAUUUGGCCUGUACCAUUGUGCUCUUUGUCUGUGGAGUCAUUUUGGUUGUUCAAGAAUUUCGACAAUGGUUUUCAUUACGCAGUAACUAUGUCUGGUCAGUUUAUAAUUAUAUUGAUAUCUCGGUCUUGAUUUUGUCGUUGGCUACUUUUAUUCAGCUGGUGUAUGGGCUUUCUUAUCUGGAUGAAGUAAGUAGUAUAUGUUCAUUAUUGAUUUGGUUACAUGGCCUUUUACGCUUAAGAGCCAUUCAACCUUUUGGCGUUGCUCUUGAAAGUAUCAUUCAAUUGUUUUAUACAGUUCUUCAAAUCAUUCUUAUCAUGGUGACUGUUGUGAUUGCGUUUGCGUUUGCGUUUGUCAUCUUAUUGCAGCGAAAGACGGACAGUUACUUUGAAGAACAAUACACAGGCACCAUGACACUACCCAACGCAACGUCAGAGAAUGCCACCACGGUUUCUGUUGUCGAUAGCGGUUCCAAUGACUUUACAGACGCUUUCAAAGCCUUUCGAGAUGUCUGGUUCUUUAUCUAUGGUAUUUGGGAUCCUAUCAAUAGCGGUGAUGCAUCCGAUAAUGUGAUGAGCAUCAUCUUGGCCAUUUUAUUUUCGUUUUUUGUGCUCUUGCUCUUCUCCAACAUUGUCAUUGGUUUUAUGUCUGCGUCCAUUGAAGAUGUUAUCAAACGCGGUAGAAGAGUAUGGCUGAAUCAUUUAAGAGAGAUAGUAGCAGAAAUUGAACUCUUAUGGUGUCUCAAGUUUGAAAAGCGUAAUCGUAGAAACAAUCCAGCAUUUAUUUACUAUGCUGCCACAGAUGAUGAAAUAAGAAGUCAACGAGUCAAAAUGGAAGAAGAAAGUGAACGCUUAGUGAAAGACCUUGAAGAAGCCUAUGCAGAAGAUUCAUUAUCUCAAUUAUAAUAACAAUAAUAAUAAUAAAGUGG